AUGAAUUUGAAUCAUUUUCAUUGUUUGAAAAUUAAUGCCCAUCUGGUGGUUUUCAUAAUUCUUUUCUUAUAUUUCUGUUUCGGAUGCGCUGGAAGUCUCGAUAUUUCCCGAGAGGUUCACCGUCAGAUGCGAUGGAGACGUAAAACUGGCGAUAAGAAUGCACUGUCCAAUGAAGAAAGGAAGCUGUUCUUGAAACUGCACAACGAUUUUCGGAGCAAGGUCCAGCCGACCGCCUCCUACAUGAGAAGAAUGUAUUAUUCGUCUGAGUUGGAAAGAAAUGCACAGUGGCUUGCCAACCAAUGCGUUUUCGCUCACAUGUUCCCACCUUCAAUAGAAUCGGGCAAAUACCCACAGCAAGGACAAAACAUAAUAUUUGAGCCGGCCCAAAACAACGCCUCCAUCGCAUGGGUCGUCACCACCCUACACAAUGAGGUUCACAAUUACGACAUCACUCAAAACAAUUGCAAGCCUAAUGAAAUAUGUGGCCACUACACCCAGGCAUCACGCCAUUGCAACCUUGAUAUUUUCUAUAUUUUAAAAAUGACUCGGCCCGAAAGAUAUGAAAUUAAGAAAACACCGACCUCAGGAAAUUUUAAUUCCCAACGUCCAUACACUGUCGGCCCAUCGUGCAGUAAAUGUCCCCUAAUGGCUUCAGACUGCAAGGAUAAUCUUUGCGGAUACGAGAAACCGAGCUGCGACCAAAUUGAGAAGGAUUGUGAAGUGAAAGAUAAUGACGACUGCCUCUGCGAUGAAAACCACAAGGCUUAUGAUGCUGCUACUUACCUGCCAAACUUCGGCGGACACUAUGUCUCAUUCAUCUUGAUAACUGCCAUUAAUUAUUGA
This is a messenger RNA of Helobdella robusta, 843 nucleotides long. RefSeq lists its product as hypothetical. Lineage: Eukaryota; Metazoa; Annelida; Clitellata; Rhynchobdellida; Glossiphoniidae. The transcript has 8 exons. The record is from RefSeq and is a predicted model, not a curated record. Bases 1 to 843 code for a protein of 280 amino acids.